UCAGUGAUGAUGGGAGUUGUAGUGUCCAACAACAACUGGAGGACCGAAGUUGUGCAGCCCUGCCUUAAAUAAUGAAAUCAGGGAAAGGGAACCCUAUGCUCAGUAAGGGCAAGAAGACCGAGCUUCAGUUGCCCCUACUGAGCAUGCGCACUGCUCCAGCUGCACUGAGCAUGCUCAUUACUACUCGAUAGGGAAACUGGACAGCUUCGAGCUUGUGGUUUACAUCUUUUCAUGAGAAGAAAGCCAGAUUCACCAUGGACAGAAAGUGUUCUCAACUCCUGCCUUCAGUGUGUACGAUUCUAGCAGAUCCCAGGCACUUGAUUUCAGAUGAUACCUGCUUGGAAAAGUUACUAGAUUGGCUUAAGACUUUGACGAGUGCUGGAUCUGGCCUGCUGCUGUUAGAAGAAAAUCCAUGUUUGACAGAGUUCAUCCUUGCAGUUCUCGGACAGCAAGAGCCAAGUCCUAGCAUCCUUUCCUUUGUCCUGAGGCUCACGGGGAUCUUUGCUGCCUCCGAAAGCUGUUUCCAACACCUCCAGCAGGGGGAAGUGGUGCGUGGCACCUUCGGAGAAGCAGGGCCGACCCGCAGUGCACUGUGGGAAGACGCGUCUAUACGGAGCGGAUGGGUUCAGGGCAUUCGGAGUAUGCUUCAGCACCAGCGGGCCUUCCAGUUCUUGUGCAACUCUGGAGCUCUAGACACAAUCUUCACUCUUCAAGGAGACAGCAGCUUAUUCGUUGCUUCGGGAGCCAAUCAGCUGCUUGCGCACAUGCUGAUCUUCUCCAUGCAGUCUGGAUCAACCGGUCCUCCCAGUACAAAGGACUGCAAUUGGCCAGCCUGUGCUCGAAGGAUUAUAGCCCACGUUGAGGCGUCUCUUGAAUCCCGCUCCAGUUCCCAGGUCAAGCAUGCCUUACAGACGCUGACGACAUUGUUUGAGCACAGCCAGAAGGAGUGGACAGAAGUGCUUUGGUCACGGAUCGCAGAAACGGUUGAAUCUCUUCUGAGGGAGGAGGCGGUCCAGGCCGGACACUACUUGGUGGAUCUGUUCCUUAGCAUGGCAAGAUCUCCUGCAUUUAGCUGUCCCGACUGCAGUCUUUGGAAACUCGUAAUGCUUGCUCUGAAGAGCUUCAGCCUGGCUCAAGCUGCUCCUCUGGCGCUGGGAGUCCUGAAACUUGAGGCCUGCCCACCAGGAAUUAAACAGCAAGCUCUGAACAUUCUGCUGCAGCCAAUGAGCUGCAUCUCUGGAGCGGCUUCUGACUCCAUGGAAUUCUCAGGUUUGCUGGAUGGACCGCCCUCCAACACUGCCUCUCUGGAGCCUCUGCUGUCCUCCAGGUCUUCGUGCAUCAGCCUCUUGUGCCAGACUUUGGCUCGUCUCGAGGAGACCCAGCGCUUGGCCUGCUUGUCGGUGGGAUUUCCACAUAAGCCUUUGCUCCAUUCUGUGGUGACGGUGCUACAGUUUUGUGUCGGCCUCGCCGUUCCGGUCUCCUCCCUAGGAUCUAAAAUUUCCAGAAUCCUCAUUGGCUGCUUCAGAGUUCAGCGAGCAGCUCUCAGUCUCCUUGGUGCCCUCUCUCAGUGGGCAAGUUGUGAUGCAGACACCGAACAAGUCUAUGACAUUCUUCUUUUUUACUUGAAGAGUCCAGAUACCAGUUCUACUGUUCUGAAGGCGGCUUUCCAGGCGACACUAAAGUGGGUUCUGCGCUUCUCUGGAACGUCUGGCCCUGCCGAGGGCUUCCAACACCACAAACAAUUUCUGAGAGACGUCUUGCCCAUCCUGCAGAAACGCCUGUGCAGCCCCAGGUGGGAAGUGCGGGAUUCCGCCUUGGAGUUUCUCACUCUGGCGAUUAAGCACCUGAAAGAGCAGGAGUGGUUCUGGCAGGCUCUCCUCUCCUCGGAAGUGCCGGCCCUGGCCGAGGGCCUGCUGGAGGACCCAGAGAGCUACGUGCGGGCCAGUGCCGUGAAAGCCUUGGGCCAGUUCUCUUUAGCUGUCAGCACGGGCUCAAAGGCAGCCACCUUGGACAGUAACGGGAGCAACCCAGAGGCUGGCAUCGCAGCUCGCCUGCUGGACAUCUUGUCUCUGGACUCGGAAGGCUUCCCCCGCCGAGCCGCGAUGGGCGUCUUCAUUGACUGGCUCCGGGAAGGCCACCCGGAUGUCAUGGCCGGCCCCGAAGCGUUUGUCUCCCGAGUGCUCCAAGCUGUGAGCGGAGACUUGGAUUGGGAAGUCAAGGUCAGCAGCCUGGAACUGGCCGAGGUUCUCCUCGCCCAGACGUCUGCCCGGGCGGGGCCCGAGGAGCAUCCUUCGGCUGCCGACACAUCCCCUGCCGGCCAGCCUGGCCGCCUCCCCGAACUGCUGCAGCUGCUUUGCCGAGGGGGACUCUUUGGCUUCCUCGUGGCCGCCCUGGGCGACUGCGACAGGCCCGUGGCCCUGAGAGCCUGCGGGAUCCUGAGAGCCGUGAAAGCCAAGGUUUGUCGCAGCAGCUGCCUGGAGGAGGAGCAGAGGUCGGAUCCGGGGGGCGCGGCGCGGCCGGAGGAGACCCCGCAGGGGGCCGCUUCCCUCCUUCCUCUUGGGGAUGGUGCUGAAACUGGGCCCCGGGAUCCAAAGGAGGUGCUGCUGCUCCUGGCAGGGACAGACCUCGCGGAGCUCCAGCGAUCUCUGGACCGAAGCAGUGACCACCUGGAGAAGAGCCUCCAGUCCCUCUUGCAGGAUAUCCUGUCUGCUGCGGGGGGCGCCGAGGAGAAUGAAGCAGACUGCUACUGAGCAUGCUCUGGCUGGAGGAGGGAGCCCCACUUCCGAAUGCUGCCCUGGCUUGAGGGGGCCAUGCCCACAAAAACGCCCCCCCCCAGGCCAGACUGCAAAUUUUCUUGCACAGAAUGCCCAACCCCUACAGGGCCCAACUCUGCCCCCGUGUGUUUUUGUGGGGCUUGUUCCCAGGUCAUUUCAGUGUGCAGAGGACUGCAGCCUGCUUCGAAGUGAGCCCCCUCUAUCACAGUGGGGCGUACUUACAAGUCAAUGUACUCAGGAUUGUACUGCUGGGAUGUGAACUGUGCCGCUGCUGUGUUACUGCAGAGCUUCUCCAACGUGGCUCGCCAGAAGUUGCGGGACUACAACUCCCAUCAGCCCCGUCUGAGACUUGGGUCUCCAGAAGUUGUGGGACUACAACUCCCAUCAGCCCCCGCCACAGUGGUCCAAAUGCCGGGACAUUCAUGACACUAAACUGCGCUAAACUGUCAAGGUGAUCAACCGCAAUAAAUGUGAAAGGGGGAAAUGUAACUCUCUCAACCAAUCUGUUUGCUACCCGGUUGCGGCUAGGGAUGAUGGGAGUUGUAGUCUGACAACAUCUGGAGAGCCACAGCUGAAAAACUUGUCUUAGUCACCAAUCCAAGGUGACGCUUCUCUUUUUAAAUACAAACAGAUUGAACUUGCAAAAUGAUUGUAUAGGAUCAUAUUUUGCUCUGUAUAGCUGCAUUAUAAAUCUGCUAAGAA
This is a messenger RNA of Hemicordylus capensis (graceful crag lizard), 3476 nucleotides long. RefSeq names its product BRCA1 associated ATM activator 1 (gene BRAT1). The transcript is spliced from 14 exons. The record is from RefSeq and is a predicted model, not a curated record. The coding region runs from base 255 to 2750 and encodes 831 amino acids. Gene Ontology annotation, biological process: cell population proliferation; positive regulation of protein phosphorylation; DNA damage response. Lineage: Eukaryota; Metazoa; Chordata; Lepidosauria; Squamata; Cordylidae. Gene Ontology annotation, molecular function: protein binding. Gene Ontology annotation, cellular component: nucleus.